Procambarus clarkii (red swamp crayfish) is the source of this 2502-nucleotide messenger RNA. The record is from RefSeq and is a predicted model, not a curated record. NCBI's taxonomy places the organism in Eukaryota, Metazoa, Arthropoda, Malacostraca, Decapoda, Cambaridae.
AUGUGUCGCCGCCAGGCUCCAUGUGUCGCCGCCAGGCCCCAUGUGUCGCCGCUAGGCUCCAUGUGUCGCUGCCAGGCCCCAUGUGUCGCCUCCAGGCUCCAUGUGUCGCCGCCAGGCUCCAUGUGUCGCCGCCAGGCCCCAUGUGUCGCCGCCAGGCUCCAUGUGUCGCUGCCAGGCCCCAUGUGUCGCCGCCAGGCUCCAUGUGUCGCUGCCAGGCUCCAUGUGUCGCCUCCAGGCCCCAGGUGUCGCCACCAGGCUCCAUGUGUCGCCGCCAGGCUCCAUGUGUCGCUGCCAGGCCCCAUGUGUCGCCUCCAGGCCCCAUGUGUCGCCGCCAGGCUCCACGUGUCGCCGCCAGGCUCCAUGUGUCGCUGCCAGGCCCCAUGUGUCGCCUCCAGGCCCCAGGUGUCGCCGCCAGGCUCCAUGUGUCGCCGCCAGGCUCCAUGUGUCGCCGCCAGGCCCCAUGUGUCGCCGCCAGGCUCCAUGUGUCGCUGCCAGGCCCCAUGUGUCGCCUCCAGGCCCCAUGUGUCGCCUCCAGGCCCCAGGUGUCGCCGCCAGGCUCCAUGUGUCGCCGCCAGGCCCCAUGUGUCGCCUCCAGGCCCCAUGUGUCGCCGCCAGGCUCCAUGUGUCGCCUCCAGGCCCCAUGUGUCGCUGCCAGGCUCCAUGUGUCGCUGCCAGGCCCCAUGUGUCGCCGCCAGGCCCCAUGUGUCGCUGCCAGGCUCCAUGUGUCGCCUCCAGGCCCCAUGUGUCGCCGCCAGGCUCCAUGUGUCGCUGCCAGGCCCCAUGUGUCGCCGCCAGGCCCCAUGUGUCGCUGCCAGGCUCCAUGUGUCGCCUCCAGGCCCCAUGUGUCGCCGCCAGGGCCCAUGUGUCGCCGCUAGGCCCCAUGUGUCGCCGCCAGGCCCCAUGUGUCGCUGCCAGGCUCCAUGUGUCGCCUCCAGGCCCCAUGUGUCGCCGCCAGGGCCCAUGUGUCGCCUCCAUGCCCCAUGUGUCGCUGCCAGGCUCUAUGUGUCGCCUCCAGGCCCCAUGUGUCGCCGCCAGGCCCCAUGUGUCGCCGCCAGGCCCCAUGUGUCGCUGCCAGGCUCCAUGUGUCGCCUCCAGGCCCCAUGUGUCGCCGCCAGGGCCCAUGUGUCGCCUCCAGGCCCCAUGUGUCGCCGCCAGGCCCCAUGUGUCGCCCCGGCCGCCUUUCUCACCUCUCAUGUCAAGUGGAUGACGAGUACACUCAACUGCCGCUGUCAUUGUCCUCGCGCCCCCGAGCCACAGAUUGGAUUCUUCUCAUCCCAUUGUUUUGUUCUCUUGCAGUUCCUCACUCACACCUUCCAGGAUCCUGCUUACGUCUUCCAGUUCCUUAAGUGUACCGUUUGUCAUUCGGUAUCGUGGAAAGGUGUGACCUGCUGCAUGGGUGUUACGGUAUCGACACCGUCGCUGGAGUAUGGAGUGGCGAUUUCAGCAUCAUCUACGAGUCUGCACUCAAAUUCCCCAGUAUUGGGUGCUAUGCAGACAACGCCAUCUGUUGGUGCUGGCGUGGUAUCGGUGAAAGGCUCCGGUUUCCACCGGUUUCCUCUUGGACCACCCAUCACCUUCAAGACCACCCAUCACCUUCAAGACCACCCAUCACCUUCAAGACCACCCACCACCUUCAAGACCACCCAUCACCUUCAAGACCACCCAUCACCUUCAAGACCACCCAUCACCUUCAAGACCACCCAUCACCCCCAAGACCACCCAUCACCUUCAAGACCACCCAUCACCUUCAAGACCACCCAUCACCUUCAAGACCACCCAUCACCCCCAAGACCACCCAUCACCUUCAAGACCACCCAUCACCUUCAAGACCACCCAUAUCCUUCAAGACCACCCAUCACCUUCAAGACCACCCAUCACCUUCAAGACCACAUAUCACCUUCAAGACCACCCAUCACCUUCAAGACCACAUAUCACCUUCAAGAUCACCCAUCACCUUCAAGACCACCCAUCACCUUCAAGACCACCCAUCACCUUCAGGACCACAUAUCACCUUCAAGAUCACCCAUCACCUUCAAGACCACCCAUCACCCCCAAGACCACCCAUCACCUUCAAGACCACCCAUCACCUUCAAGACCACCCAUCACCUUCAAGACCACCCAUCACCUUCAGGACCACAUAUCACCUUCAAGAUCACCCAUCACCUUCAAGAUCACCCAUCACCUUCAAGACCACCCAUCACCUUCAAGACCACAUAUCACCUUCAAGACCACCCAUCACCUUCAAGACCACCCAUCACCUUCAAGACCACCCAUCACCUUCAAGACCACCCAUCACCUUCAAGACCACCCAUCACCUUCAAGACCACCCAUCACCUUCAAGAUCACCCAUCACCUUCAAGACCACCCAUCACCUUCAAGACCACAUAUCACCUUCAAGACCACCCAUCACCUUCAAGACCACCCAUCACCUUCAAGACCACAUAUCACCUUCAAGACCACCCUACUGGCUCUGUUUGUAUAUGCCAACCAACAGGAACAUGA